AAAAUAAGCUGAUUUGACUUGGAAAGAAAAAAACUUGUGAAAUAGUUGGACAGUGAACUCAGUCGAUUGCGAAUCGCAUGUAUUACUGUGCUGCUUUAAGUGCUGGCAAUGGUGACAUGGUUGUCCAGAAAUGGCUGUCAAUCGGAAACCAUGUUUGCGACAUACACGAAGGUCACGGGGACUUGUUUCCAAAGUGCCUCCAUGGUCCAAUACAGAGGAUCUGGAUAAAGAAAGACUCAAAGGCGCAUAAGGAAUUACUGCUGGUCAUCGGAAACAAGCGCCUUCGCUCUGACAUUCGAAAGCUGUCACCAGCUGAACAGACUUCGAUGCUGGAGGCACAACACAAGGUGGUCUGCCAAUUUGCUCCAAAAUUUGUUAGCUUUUCAUAACCAGCUAUGAA
Molecule: messenger RNA, 400 nt
Organism: Dreissena polymorpha
Lineage: Eukaryota; Metazoa; Mollusca; Bivalvia; Myida; Dreissenidae
Exons: 2
Coding region: 78-389 (103 amino acids)
Source: RefSeq, a predicted model, not a curated record